AUGGAAAACCCUGCAAAACCACUGCGCGUUUGGAGGAAAGCUCCGACACGGACUAACCUUAAGAACAAACAUCCCCCUUUACUCUGCCCUGUAAUCAGUCUCUCUUUAUAUCUUUCACCCUCCUUUUUCUCACACCUUCCUCCUUCAUUUUUCUAUUGCUUUCUCCAUACCUACACCUUCCCCUUGUCUUCUCUGUCCAGUUGUCUCUCCUCAUCGCUGUUUCUCUCUCUGUGCCUCUGGGGUUUCUGUCCCCUCCUUACUGCCAAGCUGGAUUUCCUGCAGGUGAAGCACCUGAAGAGGAAGAGGAAGAGCAACUACAGUGUAAAAGAAACACAGACUCUCAUCAGGGAGAUCCACAAAAGGACGGACGUGUUGUUCUCCAGGCAGCAGAACACAGCCAUUAAUGAGCUGAAAAGACAGGCAUGGGAGGAAGUGGCCCGAGGUGUUAAUUCACUGGGGGAGGGAGAGCUACGCACUGCUGCUGAAGUGAAGCGUCGUUACCUGGACUGGCGUGCACUUGUGAAGAGAAAACAGCUUCGUGCUGAGCUCUCUCUCUCCUCCUCUUCCUCCUCGUCUGUGGCCCUGAAGACCGAGUACGAUCAGUCAUCCCCUGAGCAUGAGGCAGCUACUCUGGGUCCUGGGUGUGACCAGCUGCUUGACCUCUCGGGCCUCUCAAAGGAUUGCCACUGCGACUGGCCAGAGCUUGCAGCUCUCGGUGAACCGAGCGGGCAGGCCAUGAUGGCACCGAUGGGUGUGAAGAUGGAGGACGAUGUCGGUGAAUACAGACUGGAUGGUGAUGGUGAUAUGGGAGAUGGAGAAAUAGAUGAAGAUGAUAUCAACUCCCUCCUCAGCGACAUUGAGUCACGCGGUGAGGGGCAUAUUGGUGAUGUUUACUCCCACAACGACUUGGGCAUGCUCAGCUCCUCCAAGGCUCCGACCUCCACCACCAACAGAGACCUGUCACUCGCUGGUGGCCUGAUGGGGAUACCAGCUCACGCUCUGGGUGGACUUACGAAUCAUGAAAAUUUGGGGGCAGGGUUUCUGGUUGCUGUUGAAAAACAGCGAUUGGAGCUGGAGAAACAGCGCCUGGCUGUGGAAACUGAACGCCUGAUAGUGGAGAAAGAGCGGCUGGUGGUGGAGAAGGAGAGACUCCGUCAGAUGGAGGUAGAGAGGGAAAGGCUGCAGCUGGAGAGAGAGAGGUUACAGGUGGAGAGGGAGAGGCUGAGGCUUCUGCUGCUCAGCCAAUCAGAGCAUGUCAACUCCUCCUUUAACCAGCCGCCGCAACAAGGCCCGCCCUCGUCCUCCACGUCUUCCUUAUCCUCCAUUCAUGAUGGACAGAGGGAGAAGGAGAAAGAAAAUAAAUGCUGGAUGCCAUUGGUGGAUCUGGAGACAGAAAGGCUAAAACUAGAGAAGGAGAGAGUGCAGCUGGACAAAGAGAGGCUGCAGUUUUUUAAAUUUGAGGCCGGCAGACUGCAGAUUGAGAGAGAACGCCUCCAAGUGGAGAAAGAGAGAAUGCAGCUGCACAAAGAUCAUCAGGGCCACUGAGAGAAAGAGAUGAAUAAUAUAUUUGAUUUUCACCAGCUUCAGGGGCACUGAAAACAACCCAGAAUGUGUGGAUAUGCAUCAGCAGCGGCUCCUUUUAUCAAGUUCCUCACACACACAUCCUUAAGGAAGGAGUGAGACACUUAUAUGAUCAUUCCUUACUGGAAUUUGGCCAGGGAGAAGACUGAGAUGGAGCGCUGGCAUAUUUAUGACCACCAUGAUAAAGCAGUGCCUUAUGAUGUCUUCAUAAAAUGGGUGACAGGACAGAAAAUAUGCCAUGAUGAUAAAGUCUAGGAUUUGUUGGACACAUGGUUAACCUUGGACAUAUUUGAUUUAUAUAAUGUUCAGUACCUCAUCCAAAUAAACUAAGGCACAACAUGUGCAGUAUAAAACAUAAAAUGCUGGAACACAUCCUUACAAGUGUAGAAAUAUUUUAUAAUGGCACAUUUGAAGUAAUGGAAUUAUGAUGUGUUACUCUGCAUUUAUGCACCAAACCAGUGCCAAUUUAUCUACUGCAUGGGUGCUGGUCUUUAUAAUUCAGAUUCCAACAUUCAAAAACAAAAGCACACAACUGUUACUUGUACAGAGACUUUUAUGUUUUUUCUGUCAAGUGCUUGUGUUACAAUCGUUUACAUGGUAAUGCUUGUGACUUUGAUCAUUCGUCUACUGAUUUUCAACUGAUAUUUCACCUUUACUGUUUUAAUUAUUUACAUCUGUGCCUUUCAUACCAUGACAUGCCGACAUGUCUGCUGUGAAAUAUUAACAGGUUAAGAUUUUAUAUUUUUUGCCAUUAAGAUUUGUGGACUUGGAAAAGAGCCAGAACAUCUGUGAUGAGCAGCUACUGGAAGUUUAGUGUGCAUGCUAGAAAAUUAUAGUGAAAUAUUCAUUUUAUGUCUAUGUUUUCUUCCGUUCUGUUGUGCUAUGAAUAUACUGUGAAGUGUUACUGACUGCUAAAAACUAUAUUCUGCUACUGUGUACUGAAGGUUAUGUCGUCCAACACAUCAAACACAAUAUACUAUGUAUUUUGGUUGUUACAUCACAACUUUUUUUA
Molecule: messenger RNA, 2593 nt
Organism: Cottoperca gobio
Lineage: Eukaryota; Metazoa; Chordata; Actinopteri; Perciformes; Bovichtidae
Gene: msantd4
Product: Myb/SANT-like DNA-binding domain containing 4 with coiled-coils
Exons: 5
Coding region: 1-1545 (514 amino acids)
Source: RefSeq, a predicted model, not a curated record